UUUCCAUUCGUCAGACUUCACCCAUUUCCGUUUAAGCCGAACAUGUCAGACCCCAGUUUCUCGUAGGUCAAAACCUGUACUAACUUUUAUAUAAAUUGCCAGUUGGCUGCUUUUUUUCUCUUCAAAAUUAACCAUGUUCAAGAUCAAGCUCAGAGACUUUGGGUCCUUCGUGGCAUUGACUGCGCUGCACGUGUGUUCUGUCCUGCAGCCCGUGGUGGAGGCUCAGGCCAACGUCAAGACCAUCUACCCGGUGGUGGAUAGGAAUCUGCUGCUCCAGGUGGGCUACCAGUAUAACCAUUGGAUGCUGGGCAAAUCCAUGAUGUACUCCCUGCUGGUGUUGAUCGGUCUAUGGUACAGUCGUCAUCUGCAGCAGGCAAGAAAGCUGGAAACGGAGGAGAGGCGCGGCAUCCUGAAGGAUUCCCAGCAACUAACCGCCGAAGAAGUGAAAGCUGAGUGGCUGAGCCGACAGCGACAGGAUGCCUUUCCGAUGAGCAAGUUCCUCUGCUUUGCCACACCCUGGCUACUCACCUUUGUGGGCAGCGGGCUGAUCAACUACGUCCGACUUUAUCUGGUCAUCCAGCACUUUUGCGUCUCCAACUGGCGGGCCAUCCAGCUCUAUGGGGAGCUGCACGUGCUCUUCCUGCGCCGUCUCCUGGCCGUGGCCCUGAUACCCUACUGGUCGCAGUUCGCGGGAGGAGACUCCCUCGAAGAAGCGGCCGCCUCCCUGCCCGCCAACUAUAUAAGCUACGAGACCCAUCUCCUGGACUGAACUCUAUCCGAUAAAUGUUUUAUAGUUGCAAGCAAUAAAGUUGGUUACAUGAUGUGCAAUUUAGUUAAAGAA
Molecule: messenger RNA, 841 nt
Organism: Drosophila ananassae
Lineage: Eukaryota; Metazoa; Arthropoda; Insecta; Diptera; Drosophilidae
Exons: 1
Coding region: 134-769 (211 amino acids)
Source: RefSeq, a predicted model, not a curated record